CGGGGAUACCUCACACAGCAAUAUUUUCCCGGAACAGCCAACAACUCGUGGACCAAAAUACUAGAUAUAAGAAGCACAGAGACCACGACGCAAGAUAACCAUUCUUCUGCCCUUCAAACUCAAUUCGAAUAAAUCGAUUGAAAGCAUUUCAGCCUCCAAAGUGGCAAAUUGAAAAGCACUAUCUACCAAAACAAUUCAACAAAGGCCAUCCGACAUGCCUACUCUUCUCGGAAGGCAAGUCGGCUCUACAGGCUAUGGACUCAUGCGCAUGACAUGGAACCCUUCCCCGCCUCCUAAAGAAACCUGCUUCGAAACCCUCAACACAGCCCUCGAACUCGGCGCCAACUUCUGGAAUGGCGGCGAAAUCUACGGAACAUCCAACUAUAAUUCGUGUCACUUGCUACAGGCGUAUUUUGAGAAAUACCCUCAAAACGCGGAUAAGGUCGUACUUAGCAUCAAGGGCGGCACGGUCAAGGGCGGGCUCCAACCAGAUGGCUCGGAAGAGAAUAUACGUCGUAGUGUUGAUGACUGUUUGAAAGUGUUGAAGGGCACAAAGUCGAUUGACAUCUUUGAGUGUGCCCGACAGGAUCCUAAAACAACUGUCGAGCAAACGGUUACGAUUUUGGCUAAGCUGGUUAAGGAGGGUAAGAUUGGAGGUAUUGGUUUGAGUGAGGUUGAUGCUGAGACUAUCCGACGAGCACACAAGGUCCAUCCUAUUGCUGCAGUAGAGGUUGAACUAUCCCUCUGGUCGCUCGACAUACUCGAAAACGACAUUGCUAAAACCUGCGCUGAACUCAACAUCCCCGUCAUCGCGUACUCCCCACUAGGUCGAGGUGCGUUCACCGGAGAAAUCACCAAAUUGACGGAUAUUCCAGAGGGAGACUUCCGGCGUCACGUGCCCAAGUUUCAUGACGGCAACUACGAGAACAAUCUGAAGCUUAUCCAGGAGGUUGCGAGUUUGGCUAAGCGGAAGAGUGUUGCUCCCGCACAGAUCGCUCUUGCAUGGGUGCGAAGUCUGAGUGACAAGCCUGGUCUACCUACUAUCAUUCCAAUUCCGGGUGGAACGACUAAGGACAAAGUCAUACAGAACAUGCAGGGUGUUGAAACUUUGACGGAUGAGGAAAUGGCGGAAGUCGAUGCCUUGUUGAAGAAGCAUGAGGUCAAGGGGACUCGCUAUUAGCGCAGCACAUAAUGUUUCUAUGAUCGAGUUGCAUGAUUCAUGAAUAUUAACUGAAGAUCUACUU
Talaromyces stipitatus ATCC 10500 is the source of this 1244-nucleotide messenger RNA. RefSeq names its product pyridoxal reductase (AKR8), putative. NCBI's taxonomy places the organism in Eukaryota, Fungi, Ascomycota, Eurotiomycetes, Eurotiales, Trichocomaceae. The coding region runs from base 215 to 1180 and encodes 321 amino acids. The transcript is spliced from 3 exons. The record is from RefSeq and is a predicted model, not a curated record. Gene Ontology annotation, cellular component: cytoplasm.